UGCAAACAACAUUUUGGUGCUGAUUUUACAUAUUUGUUGUUAUUUACAAGACCAAAUUACUAAAAAAAUGCUCAAAAGGGUUUCACCAGCUGCUAAUAUCGGGUAUAACUUCUCGAAGUCAAAGUGUGCAGAAAUUCAUUAUCACUCAUCGACAUUUUCAAUUCUUUGUACAUUUUGCGGUAUGAGAACUCUUGCUUUUAGCGAAUUCUGUAAUCAUUUCCACAACCAUUACGAGACUUUCAUAAAUGCUUGGGUAGAUAAAGAGGAAUCCAUAAUUAACAGUGAUAGUGAAAUUAUCGAAAAUUUCGAUGGAAAACGCGAUCCAUUGAAAUUGGAGGUACGAGAUGGUACUAAAGGUUCCGAAGAGGAUUUAAAUAUUCUUCAAUUUGAAAACAAAGAAGCAAGCAAAGAAGGUGGUGUAAAUGAAGUGUCCAAUUAUGAUGAGACGGUUUCCAUCCAUGGUUUCGAUAGGCAUCAAACAGAGCCCGCAUCCGAUGCACCGGACACAGAAUUAUUUAGAACCACAAUAAAAUUAGAGAGUACUGACGUCAGCUGCAAAGGAUCUACGAAUAUGGUAAACACGAGUACAAAGGUUUCCCCAAACGAUAAAUGUACUUCUGAAGAAGACGAAAAUUCCACCAACGAUUUAAAUGCUCAAGUAGGUUUAGAGAAGAUUGAAGAAAAUCUAGUUGAAUAUAUCGAUUGGUCUAAAUCUUACGAACCAAAUUUAUUGAAAAACAGUGACAAACGUCGUUAUAAAGCUCGCAACACCCCAAACAAAUGUACGUAUUGUGGAAAGACCUUUCGGCGCCGUCUACAAUUGGAUACGCAUCUAAAUAUACACACGGGCUCUAAGCCGCACCAGUGUGAGAUAUGUGGCCGUUUGUUUCGUGCAGUUACAACCCUCGCACGCCAUCUGAACACCCAUGAAGAUCGCCAAGUUUUCAAUUGCAAGUUUUGUGCGAAAUCCUUCUCACGCCGGGCUGCAUUGCUAAGCCAUGAACUGAGACACACACAGCAGCGACGUGUACCCUGCGAUGAGUGUGAAAAACUUUUUUAUACCGUUAAUCAAAUGGAUACACAUAAACGAAAAGUUCAUAAUAAAGUGGAUGACGCUUCCUUGCCCUUUCAAUGCAAUUUAUGUACGAAACGCUACCGUAGUGCUUCCAUGCUGAGCACCCACAAGUUCAAAAAGCAUUACAAAACUGCAAAACUAACUUGUGAACAAUGCGGAAAAAAGUUCGUAAACGAUCAGCAGUUGGAGGUACAUAAAACUAUACACGUUUGUAGCCUCAGAGACAACCAAUGACAGAAUUGCAGCAAAUAGGAUAUAGUAAAUAUGUAAAAUUUAGAACUGAUUUGCAAAUACAUAUAAAUAUGUACAUGUAUGAACGUAUGUGACU
Molecule: messenger RNA, 1403 nt
Organism: Rhagoletis zephyria (snowberry fruit fly)
Lineage: Eukaryota; Metazoa; Arthropoda; Insecta; Diptera; Tephritidae
Product: zinc finger protein 415-like
Source: RefSeq, a predicted model, not a curated record